This is a messenger RNA of Meloidogyne enterolobii, 207 nucleotides long. The record is from the annotation of a GenBank genome assembly. Lineage: Eukaryota; Metazoa; Nematoda; Chromadorea; Rhabditida; Meloidogynidae.
AUGGUUAAUUUUAUUCAAAUGGCUACACCAGAAAAACUUUAUGAAGCAAAUAAAAAAUUAGGAUAUAAACAGGAUGUGGUUGAUUUGAAUGAAAUAAAAAACUGGGAAGGAAAGGAAUGUGAAAAUAAUGUAAAUAAAGAAGAUCGGAAAAUAAUCUCUACAAUGAAAACAGUAAAAAAAUUUAAAAUUAAAACAAAUAAUUUUUAA